GUGCUGUUUUGUCUAAAACCAUGAAGAGGCACAUUGUUCGCUUGUUAGGUUCAAAACCUUUCCACCUUAAUGGGAAUAAACCCUCGUUGCAGUCUCGUAAGAUAACUAUUUGUAGUCGGUUAAACAAAGAUGACUUCAACUUUCCAAUCAGCCCGAACGACAUGCCUCGCUCUGGAGGUAUCGCCUCAAUGAUGCGCCUUCCAGUACCGAGCAGCGCAGAGGGUCUAGACGCCUGUUUUGUGGGAAUUCCUCUGGAUUCAGGAACCUCAAACCGAUCUGGGACUCGGUAGGUUGUAUUGGAAAUGUUUGCCUUUUUGGCGCGUUGAAUCUUGUACAUUUGCGUGACUUGGGCGUCACGGAUGGCCAUGUUUUCCCUAAGAGACCUCGCUCGAGACCCUCGUAAAAAUGAAGAACUGUGUUACCCCAAAAUCAGAAAAUGUGCGACACCAUUCUGGUAACUCUGUUGAAAAUGCAUCCCUAUAAUAGUCAAUCCAGUCGUAAAAAUUCGACCUCAUCCAGCGGCACAUCCCCAUUAGGUGUUAUAAGGGAGUAAUUACCCUCCCCCCCCCACGUGUCAAAGACCCUGGCCAUGGGGAUGAGGCUGCUUCAAAGCUGCUUCAGAAUAGACUUCUCCUUGAAAAGCUUCUACUUUGAAAUAAACAAGGUGUUGGUAGGAACAUAUCACUGGUUAAUGUCUUGUUUUGCAGCCUUGGCCCAAGACAAAUAAGAGCAGAGUCUUGUAUGCUUCGUCCAUACAACAAUGUCACUGGAGCUGCCCCAUUUGAGAGUCUGAUGAUUGCUGACAUUGGUGAUAUCCCCAUCAACACAUAUAGCCUAGCUGCAACAGUUGAUAUUAUAUGCAAACAUAUUGCUGCUAUUGCCAACCUUGGCUGCAAGCCUUUGAUCCUGGGAGGUGAUCACACCAUCACUUAUCCAAUACUGCAGGGAAUUAAGGUUAAAGUCCUCUUUGAUAUCCAUUGUCUAAUUUCUCUUGACAAAGUCAUCAUACGUCUCUGGGACCAUCACCAAAUGUCCCUCUUAGACAGCAGAGGAGGUCUUUGGUCACUUUCUUUUACUAGAUAUCCAGUUUAGAGGGCAGGUCAUUUCACCUAUGGAUGAAUGGGGGAGCGCGGGCAGCCAUUUUGCUAGGGGGUCAUUUUCAAAAUAUUGAUUGGUAUUGGGGGGUCAUUUUCAAACAAGGGAGUACUACCCGGGGGUGUAAUUUUAAUAAAUUUUGUGACAGAAGUACAAAGCAGUAAGGAGCAUGAAUUGAAAUUGAAUGUGACAGCUAAAAAUGGUGAAGCAAACUUUCUCAAACUGGCCAGCCCACCCUCACAGGUUACAAAUGACCAGCCCCUAGGGACGGAGUCCAUUAAGAGAGUUGAAUGUAAUCUGUGUCACUGAAUUCAGUGCCGUGGUUACAGAAAAUUUUUUGAAUCAGUGGCGGAUCCAGGGGAGCGGCCUUAUUUUUAGACUAAACUGAGGCCCGAAGGGCCAGAAAAAAUUUGGGGAGGAGACCCGGUCCCCCCUUAUCUAAGGGUCUGGAUGACCGCCCCCCGCCCCUUAUCUCAAGGUCUGGAUCUGGCACUGUGAAUAGUGACAGUCCAGUAUUUGCUGAAUGUGAGCCCUAGCCCAAUUGCACAGGGAACCCACCCAACAGGGCAUGAAAAGGCAGUCAAUAGUCAUGAUAAUAUCUGGGUCACUUGCACCUGCCNGGCCAGAAAAAAUUUGGGGAGGAGACCCGGUCCCCCCUUAUCUAAGGGUCUGGAUGACCGCCCCCCGCCCCUUAUCUCAAGGUCUGGAUCUGGCACUGUGAAUAGUGACAGUCCAGUAUUUGCUGAAUGUGAGCCCUAGCCCAAUUGCACAGGGAACCCACCCAACAGGGCAUGAAAAGGCAGUCAAUAGUCAUGAUAAUAUCUGGGUCACUUGCACCUGCCAUCAACUAAUGCUUCUUUUUGUUUAGUUCAUAUGUACACUUCCUUCAACACCCAGAACUUUGUUGACAAGGUACUUGGGGGAUAGCCAAAAAAUCUUGAGAUCCUAUGGCCUAUGCAAAGUUUACUCUUUACAUAAGAAGCUAACUUGAGGCUAAGAAAUACUGUUUGGCAGAAACAAAAUUGUUUUCAUCUCUUUAACAAGGAAAAGCAUGGUCCAGUUGGUCUUGUCCAUGUAGAUGCUCAUUCAGACACUAGUGAUUCAAUGUUUGGUGAGAAAGUGACACAUGGAACACCAUUUCGCCGAGCAGUAGAGGAAGGUCUGCUGGACUGUAAACGUGUUGUACAGAUUGGUUUGCGUGGAUCAGGUUAUACUGGAAAAGACUAUCAAUGGGCAGAAGACCAGGUACUCUAUACAUAAACUGAUAUUUCCAACAAAUUAAUGUAAUCACUGGUGAAUGAUAAAUGAAAUCUUUAUUAUAAUGUUAAAGAUUGUUUGGUUUGCAUAAUAUUAAUGCAGCUGUAGCAGACAUAUCAUCCUGAUUAUCAAACUCUUGCUGCUUAUUUUAUUGCAUUUGUUGCAUCAGGAUUAUUAUUAACAAUAUUAGAACUUGCGCAUGAAUUACUACCUGUGAAGAAGUGGUUGAUAAUAUUAUUAUGACAGUAUUUCAGAUCCAAGCCCCUUUAGCAAAGAGUUCAAGAGUCAGAGGUGGAAGAAAUAUGGUAAAAUGAGUGUCAUCAUAAAUGCUUCAGAGAUUUCAAGAGCAAAAGAUCAAAUGUUUCAGGGACUCAUGAUUUUCAUACCAUUCACUAAUUAUCUUUAUCUUGUCUAGGGUUUCAGGUUAGUUCUGGCGCAUGAAUGCUGGCACAAGUCCCUGGUGCCACUUAUGGCAGAAGUGCGAGAGCAGAUGGGCAGUGGACCAGUGUAUAUAUCAUUUGAUAUUGAUGGCUUGGACCCAGCUUUUGCUCCAGGAACAGGUGAUGGAGUUUUUUCUUUCCAAAAUGAAUACAACACACUCUGUUAACUCUUUCAAACCCCAGCCAAUCAUGUGUUCAAGUCUUGAGGCUGUAAUUAUAUAAAUGAAACCCGUCAGUGUGGUGUGACCAUGCAAAACAACCCUGUUCAGCAGUUCAUUUUUAGGGAUUGACACUAUUUCUUUCGAGUUUUGUACCAAUUAAAUUAUGGGCUCUUUGAAACUUUGAUUCUGGACACUUGGAGACCUAAAUAAAGUACCAGCUCUGCUGGACUUUCUUUGAGUGCCAUCCAUCAUGGAGUUAAUGAUGUAACUAGAAGACUGUACAUGUGAUAUUAAUUUCUGCAAAGAUUCUGUUCAGGACUGUCUUUUCCUUUUUCGGCUCUUACCAGGUACCCCAGAGAUAGGAGGCCUAACCUCUAUACAAGGAAUUGAAAUAUUAAGAGGUUGUCGUGGAAUGAACGUUGUGGGUGGAGAUAUGGUUGAGGUAAAAUAUAAUCAAUAUACAAAAAUAAUAAGCUAUAAUAAAAUAUAAUCAAUAUACAAAAAUAAUAAGCUAUAAGUCCGAAGUAGUGAAGCAUGUCUACUAUCCAGUUUAAUUGUACACAAUUUUCAGUGUAUAGCUUAAGUUCUUUUCGUAUUUGACAAAUUUCCUCCUCAGAGUCUGUUUCCUAUUCUUCUCUCGAAGAGACACUUUUGAUGGGACAAGCACUUUUGCUUCCAUCUGAGAGAGAUGUCCAUCAUAUAGGGUCACAAAAUAUGACUAAGAAUACCACAAACUAACUCAACAAGGUUUCUCUUGUAGGGACGUGUCCAUUGUGUUGUCCAUUAAAGACUAGUGUUUAUUAUGAGGUAUUGAAUUGACUGUUCUUUCAAAUGAUUGAUUCCAGGUCUCACCUCCAUAUGAUACCACAGGAACUACAGCUCUGACCGCUGCAAACCUGUUGUUUGAAAUGCUGUGUGUUUUACCUGGGGUGAAGUACAAGCCUUAAACAAGCUCUAGUGGCACUCAUGCAAUAGCAUAAUAAUCUCAUCUGCUAUAAAAAUAUUGGUAAUCACGAGGACACCAACUUGUAAUGUAGAUGUUUUCACCCAAGAGAGAGUUAGAGAAAGCCAUCAAAACCAGACAACACUAGACUCAUUGUGACCUUUCUUGAGUCUGUUGAUGGCUUGUGAUAUUUUCUUUUUUCUAUUUCUAUUUUUAUGACAUGCAAUUCGACAUUAGGUCUUUAAUUAUCAUACUUUGAGAUAACAACACUUCACAAUGUUACAACAUACAAUAAAUUUAUUGUUACUCUGUUGGGGACCUUAAGAAGUUACAUUGCACAUAACUAACAAAAAAAAAUCUUUUGUCUCCUUUUACACACUUCUAGCUGUAUUAAUUAUGAAGAGGUAAGCUGUUUUGAUGGCUACCAAAAUGAUGAAGGGUAAACCAACCUACUUUUGAGCAGGUCAUUUAAAAAGGCUUUAAUGUCUAUUGGAGAAAAAAACUUCUCCCUGUCCCAUGGUCAAGUAAAUGGAAAUCUGACUAUUUGAGUUCAUAGUCCCUUGAAACCACACAUGCCAGUGAUGUAAUAUUGUGGAGUCUUAGAUGUAUGAAUUCUCAGAAAAAAAAAUUGAAAUAAAAAGAAAACAUUUUUUCUCAUUUUCUGCUUCUUUUGCUAUUCAGAGGAUGAUUCAGAAAAAUAUACAUAAAUCUCCCACGGAACAGGUUCAGAAUAGUGUUACAGUUAAGACAGAUCAAGCAUAUCCCCAUAAAUUCUAUCACAGAAUUCAUUACUUGAAAAUUGAAUGCAUUACUUGUUUGUGACACUCACCCUAUUAAAAAUGGAUCAAUUUUUACAUAAUCAGUUCUUUAAUAGAAUACUACGUAUAUGUUUGAACUGGCUUGACUGUAAUCCUUCCUUCUGAUAAAAAAAAAAAGGAAGCCUGCUCCGUAAGGAACUAUGUAUGAUCUGGGAACGUAUUUUUCUGAAAUCGUACAUUUUUCCCAUACAAUAAAUAAUAUAAAACUCUCAAAACCUGAUAAAAUUCAUUCCUGUACAUAGUAUACCUAGCUUAGUAAUAACUACUUCUGUAAAAAGUAAAAACCUAAAAAAUGAAAAAUACUGCUAGGAUUGAUUCUUGUGUGAUAAAUUUGUAAACCUGUGUGUCGCAGUAUUUCAGAUAUAUUACCAUUCUAUAUUAUCACAAAGGGCCAAAUCCUAAACCCAAAUAUUGUUGCAACUGCUUUUGCCCUAGAGAUGAAGACAGGAAUGGUCUGGCUGGUCAGUUCUGACAAUUGGAAAGCGCCCUUACACCUUGAAUAGUAGUCUUCAACACAACUGCAUAUUGUGUAAUCUAAACUUUAGAAUACCUGGUUUUCAUGAGCAAGCCUAAUGAUUUAUGCAAAGACAACAAAGCUACAGUUAUGCUUAUAAAGCCCGGUCCAUUAAUUGAAAAAUAUCUCCCUGUUUGUAUAUGAAAAUGUCCUGGAUUUGCAGAGAAGAAUGCUGGUCCAAUUGUUUUACAUAUUGCGUGCUACCCCUAGUGUUUUCCUAGGGUGGUACUCUGGAUUUCAAGUGACAGGGAUGAUCGAAUGGGUGCGAAAUUCAAAACCCAAAAAACUCCCUACGGCUUCAAACAAUACCCCAAAAAAUCCCAGUCAAAAAAUUUUCCAAAGGAACUAUGCUACCAAAAAUAGCUGUACACCCUUCUUGACACACAAAUGAAAAUCCGACCCCACCAUAGUCACAACAGGGCGUGAAAACCGACCCCCCCCGCGGGCCAAUCCCUGUUAGGUUUUUUAAGGGGAUAAUAACCCCCCCCCCCCCCCCCCCACGUGUCAAAGACCCUGGCCAUGGGGAUGAGGCUGCUUGAAAGCUGUUUCAGAAAAGACUUCUCCUUAAAAAGCUUCCACUCUGAAAUAAAAGGGGUGUUGGUAGGAACAUAUCACUGAUCAAUGUCUUGUUUUGCAGCCUUGGCCCAAGACAAAUAAGAGCAGAGUCUUGUAUGCUUCGUCCAUACAACAAUGUCACUGGAGCUGCCCCAUUUGAAAGUCUGAUGAUUGCUGACAUUGGUGAUAUCCCCAUCAACACAUAUAGCCUAGCUGCAACAGUUGAUAUUAUACGCAAACAUAUUGCUGCUAUUGCCAACCUUGGCUGCAAGCCUUUGAUCCUGGGAGGCGAUCACACCAUCACUUAUCCAAUACUGCAGGGAAUUAAGGUUAAAGUCCUCUUUGAUAUCCAUUGUCUAAUUUCUCUUUACUAAGUCAUCAUACGUCUCUGGGACCAUCACCAAAUGUCCCUCUUAGACAGCAGAGGAGGUCUUUGGUCACUUUCUUUUACUAGGUAUCCAGUUUAGGGGGCAGGUCAUUUCACCUAUGGACGAAUGGGGAAGCGCGGGCAGCCGUUUUGCUAGGGGGUCAUUUUCAAAAUAUUGAUUGGUAUUGGGGGGUCAUUUUCAGACAAGAGAGUAUUACCCGGGGGUGUAAUUUUAAUAAAUUUUGUGACAGAAGUACAAAGCAGUAAUGAGCAUGAAUUGAAAUUGAAUGUGACAGCUGUAAAUGGUAAAACAAGAUUUCUCAGAAUGGCCAGCCCGCUGUCACAGGUUACAAAUGACCAGCCCCUAGGGAAGGAGUCCAUUAAGAGAGUUGAAUGUAAUCUGUGUCACUGAAUUCAGUGCCGUGGUUACAGAAAAUUUUUUGAAUCAGUGGCGGAUCCAGGGGAGCGGCCUUAUUUUUAGACUAAACUGAGGCGCGAAGGGCCAGAAAAAAUUUUGGAAGGAGACCCGGUCCCCCCUUAUCUAAGGGUCUGGAUGACUGCCCUCCGCCCCUUAUCUAAAGGUCUGGAUCCGGCACUGUGAAUAGUGACAGUCCAGUAUUUGCUGAAUGUGAGCCCUAGCCCAAUUGCACAGGGAACCCACCCAACAGGGCAUGAAAAGGCAGUCAAUAGUCAUGAUAAUAUCUGGGUCACUUGCACCUGCCAUCAACUAAUGCUUCUUUUUGUUUAGUUCAUAUGUACACUUCCUUCAACACCCAGAACUUUGUUGACAAGUUAGUUGGGGGAUAGCCAAAAAAUCUUGAGAUCCUAUGGCCUAUGCAAAGUUUACUCUUUACAUAAGAAGCUAACUUGAGGCUAAGAAAUACUGUUUGGCACAAACAAAAUUGUUUUCAUCUCUUUAACAAGGAAAAGCAUGGUCCAGUUGGUCUUGUCCAUGUAGAUGCUCAUUCAGACACUAGUGAUUCAAUGUUUGGUGAGAAAGUGACACAUGGAACACCAUUUCGCCGAGCAGUAGAGGAAGGUCUGCUGGACUGUAAACGUGUUGUACAGAUUGGUUUGCGUGGAUCAGGUUAUACCGGAAAAGACUAUCAAUGGGCAGAAGACCAGGUUCUCUAUACAUAAACUGAUAUUUCCAACAAAUUAAUGUAAUCACUGGUUAAUGAUAAAUGAAAUCUUUAUUAUAAUGUUAAAGAUUGUUUGGUUUGCAUAAUAUUAAUGCAGCUGUUGCAGACGUAUAGUCCUGAUUUUCAAACUCUUGCUGCUUAUUAUAUUGCAUUAGAACUUGUGCAUGAAUUACUACCUGUGAAGAAGUGGUUGAUAAUAUUAUAAUGACAGUAUCUCAGACUUGCUAAGACCUUUUUUCUUAAUCCAAGCCCCUUUUGCAAAGAGUUCAAGAGUCAGAGGGGGAAAAAAUAUGCCAAAUGAGCGUCAUCAUAACUGCUUCAGAGAUUUCAACAGCAAAAGUUCAAGUGUUUCAGGGACUCAUGAUUUUCAUACCAUUCACUAAUUAUCUUUAUCUUGUCUAGGGUUUCAGGUUAGUUCUGGCGCAUGAAUGUUGGCACAAGUCCCUGGUACCACUUAUGGCAGAAGUUCGACAGCAGAUGGGCAGCGGACCAGUGUAUAUAUCAUUUGAUAUUGAUGGCUUGGACCCAGCUUUUGCUCCAGGAACAGGUGAUGGAGUUUUUUUCUUUCCUAAAUGAAUACAAACUCUGUUAACUCUUUCAAACCCCCAGUUGAUCAUGUAUUCAAGUCCUGAGUCUGUAAAUGAAAUUCUGUCAGUGUGGUGUGACCAUGUAAAACAACCCUGUUCAGCAGUUAAUUUUUAGGGAUUGACACUAUUUCUUUAGAGUUUUGUACCAAUAAAAUUAUGGGCUCUUUGAAUCCUUGAUUCUGGGCACUUGGAGACCUAACUAAAGUACCAGCUCUGCUGGACUUUCUUUGAGUGCCACCAUCAUGGAGUUAAUGAUGUAACUAGAAAACUGUAUGUGAUAUUAAUUUCCGCAAAGAUUCUGGUCAGGACUGUCUUUUCCUUUUUCGGUUCUUACCAGGUACCCCAGAGAUAGGAGGCCUGACAUCUAUACAAGGAAUUGAAAUAUUAAGAGGUUGUCGUGGAAUGAACGUUGUGGGUGGAGAUAUGGUUGAGGUAAAAUAUAAUCACUAUACAAAAACAAUAAGCUAUAAGUCAGAAGUAGUGAAGCAUGUCUACUAUCCAGUUUAAUUGUACACAAUUUUCAGCGUAUAGCUUAAGUUCUUUUCGUAUUAAAAUUUUUGACAAAUCUCCUCCUCAGAGCCUGUUUCCUAUUCUUCUCUCGAAGAGACACUUUUGAUGGGACAAUCACUUUUGCUUCCAUCUGAGAGAGAUGUCCAUCAUAUAGAGUCACAAAAUAUGACUAAGAAUACCACGAACUAACUCAACAAGGUUUCUCUUGUUGGGAGGUGUCCAUUGUGUUGUCCAUUAAAGACUAGUGUUUAUUAUGAGGUAGUGAAUUGACUGUUCUUUCAAAUGAUUGUUUCCAGGUCUCACCUCCAUAUGAUACCACAGGAACUACAGCUCUGACCGCUGCAAACCUGUUGUUUGAAAUGCUGUGUGUUUUACCUGGGGUGAAGUACAAGCCUUAAACAAGCUCUAGUGGCACUCAUGCAAUAGCAUAAUAAUCUCAUCUGCAAUAAAAAUAUUGGUAAUCACGAGGACACCAACUUGUAAUGUAGAUGUUUUCACCCAAGAGAGAGUUAGAGAAAGCCAUCAAAACCAGGCAGCACUAGACUCAUUGUGACCUUUCUUGAGUCUGUUGAUGGCUUGUGAUAUUUUCUUUUUUUCUAUUUCUAUUUUUAUGACAUGCAAUUCGACAUUAGGUCUUUAAUUAUCAUACUUUGAGAUAACACUUCACAAUGUUACAACAUACAAUAAAUUUAUUGUUACUCUGUUGGGGACCUUAAGAAGUUACAUCGAACAUAACUAACAAAAAAAAUAUUUUGUCUCCUUUUGCACACUUCUAGCUGUAUUAAUUAUGAAGAGGUAAGCUGUUUUGAUGGCUACCAAAAUGAUGAAGGGUAAACCAACCUACUUUUAAGCAGGUCAUUUAAAAAGGCUUUAAUGUCUAUUGGAGAAAAAAACUUCUUCCUGUCCCAUGGUCAAGUAAAUGGAAAUCUGACUAUUUGAG
Molecule: messenger RNA, 9329 nt
Organism: Porites evermanni
Lineage: Eukaryota; Metazoa; Cnidaria; Anthozoa; Scleractinia; Poritidae
Source: the annotation of a GenBank genome assembly